AUGAAGGAUUCGAAAAGGAGAUUUGGAGAAGAGGCGGAGCGAGAGGCCAGCCCAACAUUAAUUUACCUGGUCGUUACAUUCCACGGACGAAGGUCCUUCCCCAACAACCCCAAGGAGCACAACGGCGCCAUCUCCAUCACCAGUCUUUUUCACUGGGAGGGAAAAUAUGAAGAGGAUCUUGGCACUUGCACUAGCAUAUUACCUUCGACGAUGAAUAUUCAACAUGACCAUCCCGUCUGUGUCUACCAAGCUGUCGGCCAGGAUGCCGACACCGUAAGGAAGCUGACUGACGACAGCGCCAUUCCGCUAGCGUCGCCGUUUUCCAAGUUGACCAAAGUAUAG
Cordyceps militaris CM01 is the source of this 342-nucleotide messenger RNA. RefSeq lists its product as uncharacterized. The coding region runs from base 1 to 342 and encodes 113 amino acids. Lineage: Eukaryota; Fungi; Ascomycota; Sordariomycetes; Hypocreales; Cordycipitaceae. The record is from RefSeq and is a predicted model, not a curated record. The transcript has 4 exons.